AUGCAGACGUGGGUGAAUGGCCAUGGCAGUUCGCCUUACCCGUCUAAAUAUGCUGUAUAUACUGGUAUACACGAUCUGGAUAAUACGACAUCGUCAACAACCACACGUCAUCUCAUCGAUGACAUCAUCGUCCAUGAGAUGUAUAAUGAUGUAACACAAGACAGUGACAUCGCGUUGCUGAAGCUAUCCGAUCAGGCGAACUUCACGUACGACACUGUCAAUAACGUCUGUCUUCCGGGCCGAGGGACUAUUUUCGAAGACGGUGAAAUGUGUUAUGUCAGUGGAUGGGGAUCCAUCUAUGAUGGCGGUCCAUCAUACAAUAUAUUACAGGAAGCAGCGGUCCCUCUGAUUAGUACAUUGCAGUGUAACACAGAGACAAAUCUGUAUGGCCACAUCACACCAAAUAUGUUAUGUGCUGGAUACAGCGAAGGAGGCGUGGAUGCCUGCCAGGGAGACAGUGGUGGACCUUUGGUAUGUAAGCGUAAUGGUCGAUGGGUGCUAGCCGGGGUUACGAGUUGGGGAGAUGGUUGCGCUCGUCCAUUGUACCCUGGUGUCUACACAAAGCUAACAAAAUGUAUGAACUGGAUCGAAACAAAAAUUAAUCAAAUAUUUGACGAAAUUUGA
This is a messenger RNA of Saccoglossus kowalevskii, 624 nucleotides long. RefSeq names its product transmembrane protease serine 3-like. Gene Ontology annotation, biological process: proteolysis. Gene Ontology annotation, molecular function: serine-type endopeptidase activity. Lineage: Eukaryota; Metazoa; Hemichordata; Enteropneusta; Harrimaniidae. The record is from RefSeq and is a predicted model, not a curated record.